AUGAUUAUUGAGUAUCAAUAAAUUUGGUUAAUAAUUAUGAAUAUUUCUAAUUUUUUCCAGGAAUGCGUCAAUACUGUCAUGGAUACACGACCAAUUCAGUAUCAACCUUCGAUGCAAAUAAGUGAAGGAGAGAUUUUAGUUAAAGGAAAAACAUUUGGUAGAUGGGAAACUAAGAAAUUUAUUAUUGAUGACGAGAAGAGGGUUUUUGCACUUAGGAGUUCUAAUGGAAAAACAAGACUAAAACCCUAUUUUCUGUAGGAGUACUAAGUAUGAAGUUAAGUAUUCUACAUCUUAGGUUGAGAAUAAAGAGAAGAAAAAAGAUAAAAUAACAUUUGAUUUAACUUCGAAAACUGGAGGAAAAUGCUUAACACUUGGGAUCGAAAACGAACAAAAGGCUAACGAGUUCAUUAAUACCCUUCAGGAUCUUUGCAACAGAGUAGAAGUAAAGCAGAACGUGAAUGAAACUAUAUAACAGAAUAUUUAAGAUCAAAGCCAAAACAAUUAGCAUUGUACCAUUAUUAUAAAUUAUAGGGAGAAAUCAAGGUGAAUGAAAUUGAUUAUGAAAUUCCGAGCUUCUUUGAUAUUGGAGAAAUAAGAGAUAGGUAAAAGAGUGUUUUAAAAAUAGUAUCGCUCAUAUAAGGAUGGGAUAACACAAUUUGGAGAAUUUUAAAUUAGUAUUUGAGAAUAAAUUAUUAAUAUAUAGAAAUGAACACAACCAUCAUUAAUUUAAAGUUUUCAUGGAAUUUGACGGUGAUUGUAAUUUUUAUAUAUUUAUUACAAUUACAUAGGCCGAGAUUCAAUUAUUCAGAAUUUAACAGAUUAUAAUAAAAUUAAUUAGUGGAAUGCUUAUAUUAAUGCAUAAGAUAGUAGAAUGAUAAAAGAGUUACAUGCAGAUAAAUCUUUCUUGAUAUGUGAGAUUCGAGAAUUGUCAAACCUAUUCAUCUUUAAAAGAGAAUUUCAAUAUUUGUAGCAUCAUUUAAGAAUCGAUAAUGUCGAUUUUAUUGUAUAAAAAUAAAUUGAUCAAAAAUCAUACACUAAAAACUAUUAAGGAAGUCUUAAAUAUGGUGUCUGGGCUGUUUAAACAAGGUACAAUGUGCAUCUCUAAUUUUAGGGAAAAUACAACCAAACUCUAUUACUUCUCUGAACAAUCUAUGUAAGGGCUCUCUUAUCCCGAUGAAGAUGGCUAUCUUAUAUAGCUAUUUUUAAAACAAAUAAUCAAUAUCUAUUAAUAAAGUAGCAGAUCUUAAUAAGAUAUAUCAUAAAUUAAGUAGAAUGAGCAAAAUCUAUAAGUAUAAUAAUAGAAUCAAAACCCAGCAUUAACAAAAAAAUUAUCAAAUAAAUAAGAAGAGAAGGAGGAGUUCUUUGAUUGCGAGGAAAUAGAUGCUAUGAAUGAUAAAUUGUUUAUGGUUGAGGCAGAUACCAAUAAAAAUAAUGAAGUGCAAGAUGAAGUUGUGAGGGAUGUCUAUGAACAGAACAUUAGAAGAUUGACCUCUCUUCCUUAAUAAGUAGACGCAUUGGACAAUAUUCAAGACUGGGUUGACAAAAAGAUGAAAUUAGUGUUAUCUGGAAAUUAUAAUUCCUACUCCAUUAGUGUUAAACAUUAAUUGUAACCUAAAGAAUAUGAUCCCACAUAACGUUAAUUAUUAACGUAAUAGGAAGGUGGACAUUACAUUUUCAAGAAGGAUUUUAUAAGGGAAGAGAAGAGUGGAGGAUUAAAGGUGAUUAAUGAGGAAAAGUUAGCUGCUUAAAAGGCUGUCAUCAAAUUCUUAUUAACUAGAAUUGGUGCUUCUCUUAUGAUGGGCAAAUCAAUUACUAGCAUAUCGAUGCCAGUAUCUAUCUUUGAGGCUAGAUCAAAUACUGAGAGAGUAUGUAAUAGUAUGGGAUUUGCACCUAUUUAUUUGGAAGAUGCUGCUUAAUCUUAAGAUGUUUAUUACAGGAUUAAAUAAUGUGCUGCUUUUUAAUUUGGAUUUAUAUUUAUGUAUCUAUCUUGUGAAAAAGUAUUCAAUUUACCUAUCAAAGCCCUUCAAUCCAAUAUUAGGAGAGACCUUUUAAGGAUUCUAUGAUAAUUGUCCCAUUUAUUGCGAACAAAUUAGUCAUCAUCCUCCUAUUUGUGCCAUUUAAAUGUAUGGUAGAAAAUACAGGUAAGAUUUAUUUAAUAAUCCCUAUUAGAAUAGAUGCUUAAUUGGAACUGAUUGCUAACUUUAAUUCUAAUUCAGUGGUUGGCAGAAAUGUUGGUACAGUCAAAAUCACAUUCGAAAAUCCUCAUUAAGUUGUAUUGAUCACUUUGGCUCCAGGUAGUUUGAAUGGAACAACCUAUGGAGAUAAGGUUAUGAAUUAUCUUGAAAAGUAAUUCAUAAUAGAUAUAAAAAAUAAAAUAAUUGCUGAAAUUACUUUUAAUCCGGAUAAAAAAUAUUGUCAGUUUUUUGAUGUUGAAUACGUUAAUCAAUUGGACUAUUUGUGUGGAGCUAUUUGUGAUGUGACUGAUGCGGCAAUUUAGAAAUAUCACAAGGAAGGAUAUCGCAAAUACAAAGGGUUGGAUCUAAAAUCAGAUAUCAAACAAAUUAGACAUAAAAUCAAAGGAAUAUGGGUGAAUGAAAUCAAAGUAUUGAUAUUGCUAUUAUACCUAAUAGAUAGAUAAUUAGAAGCUAAUUUCUAUUUACAAUGACUUUCCGGUUAAAAUGUAAUUGGCUUAAUAUCCAAUUCCCUCAGAUGCCAAUUUCAGAAUGGAUUUGCUGUGGUGGAAAUUGAGAGACUUUGAUUAAUCUUAAUAGUGGAAAGAGAAAUUGGAAAUCCUUUAAAGAUAAGACAGGAAGUUGAGGGAACAGAAAGGGAAAAAGAAGAAGUGA
Molecule: messenger RNA, 2846 nt
Organism: Paramecium octaurelia
Lineage: Eukaryota; Ciliophora; Oligohymenophorea; Peniculida; Parameciidae
Source: the annotation of a GenBank genome assembly